Messenger RNA from Agrilus planipennis (emerald ash borer), 2147 nucleotides. RefSeq lists its product as uncharacterized. NCBI's taxonomy places the organism in Eukaryota, Metazoa, Arthropoda, Insecta, Coleoptera, Buprestidae. The record is from RefSeq and is a predicted model, not a curated record.
UUAUCCUAUCUAAUUACAAAAACUGACGUCAAAACUGAACCUGUUGAGCGUGCUCUUGAAAAGACUGAAAGUAAUCAAAAAUCCAAGAGAACAAUCACAAGAAAAUCUAAACUAGAACUUUUUAAAAAAAGACUUGUAAAGCAGGAAAAUAUAGAAAAUAUUCUUUCCAGUAAAAUAUCUAUGGAUCCUUCGGCCAAAAGUUUGAUUGAUAUGCUGGAUUUAAACGUAACGAAAAUAAAGAAUUGUCCUCCAGUCAAGAAAAGGAGGCAUAGUAUCGAAAAAUUUCCACUUUCCUUCGAAAGCUCUGACAGUUCCUCGUUCGUAUUUAGUAGCCUGCCUAGAUGUCGGAGUCCAAAAGUAAAGAGAACAUCAAAAAUUCGCCAAAGUUGUGAAAUAAUUCCUAUUAAAAGAGCAAGUCCCUAUUCGACCAGAUCUGACUCACCAGCACGUAUACUAAGAAAUGGAAAGCAUAGGAAAUUGAAGGACACUCUCUUAGACGGUUUAGAUUCGGACUAUAAAAAACGAAGAAGACUUUGUUCUGACUAUAGCGGAAGUGAAAAAUCAGUUUCUAAAGUAUCUGGAUAUGAUUCCGACAGUAGUUUUUCAGACUUAGCGUCACUUAUCGGCAAUGAAAGUGUCGAUAUGAAAGACGGCGAAAUCCUUAGCAAAAUAGAGCCCAAGAAAGAAACAACAGCUUCUACUGCAGAACAAGAUAUUAAGCCAUUAAAAAUAUUAAAUAUCAAAAGGACCAUGUCUACGGAAACCGCAUCGUCAGAUCUUCAUCAAACAACUGACACCAACUCAAACUUGUUUGAAAAUGUAAAAGUUGAACCGAAACAGCUAUUAGAUAAAAAAUCAGUUGCUUUUUUCGAUGAAGAUAUCAAAUCAGAGCCCUCCACUCCGGAUAAUAAUUCACUUCUAUUCGGAAACAUUGAGUCUGGAGUUCCAGAGAAAGAAGUAAUUUUAGAUAUAAUGAAACAAACGUUUAAUGAUGUUAAAGUUGACGAUGAAAAAAGAACAACCAGAUCAUCUGCACGUAAAACAGAAAAACUUGUUGAUCAAGAAGAACACCCUUGCAUGAAAACCACUAAGUUUUAUGGUAUAAGUGAUGGCUCUUUAACUGAACAACAUUAUGCUACGUGCAAGACGGAAAAGUUAGAAAAUGUGGAAACUAAUAUCGAAAAUGAAUCACAAACUCCUGAAACUAGUCAGACUGAAUUAAACGAAGAAAUCGAAAACAAUAAUAAAGAAGAAGAACAAAUACAAGAAGAAAAGUUAAACGUUGACAUCGACGUAAUUAUACCUGAAACUGUCCCUUCACUACAAGAGACUGCAAUUUUUCCCACACCAAUUGAGAAAGGUUCAACUCCAACAUAUGAGUUAAUAAACCAGGUGGAAGAAAUAAAACACGCGAUCGAGGAAAAGCCUGAUCUAGAAAACAGUAAACAGGAUAGUUCAGAAAAUGAAAAUAAUAACGACAAUUUUCAAAACAAUUCAGAAACCAUACUGGAAAAAGAAAAAAUUGUUGAAACUCCCGAAAACCUUGCAAUCAAGGAAAAUAUUCUUCAAGCUCUUGGAUUGCAAAGUCUUAAAGCAGCCGAAGAAGCAAAGCAACGUGUCAAAGUGAAAACCAACGCUAAACAAGAUUACACAGGGACUUUAAAAACUGUCAUAAAACUUAAUAGAUGCGAAAAAAAGAAAAACCGUGGUACAUUGAAAAUGACAUUACAGAAAACUAAAAACAAAGGAAAAUAUAUGGACCAAGUUACCUACGGCUUUGAGGACGAUUACACUCAAAGAAACGUCAAAGAGGGAUUAGGCGGGUGGAGAUCAACAAGUGGGCAGACAUCAGAUACAGCGGGUGCGCAUCGAAAGUGUCAUUAUUCUAACAGAUCUAACAUCAUGGGUAAUAUAUGGUUUUGGGCUUUAUUUUCUUUUUCUCAUUACUUUGCGCUUCUCUUAUUUAAUAAUAAUGAACAUGUCUUCGUUUGAAAAGACAUUUAUACAUCAGUACGAUGUAUAAGUAGAUAAUUUUUUACUGGCUUCAAAAUUAUUGCUGAAAAAAUCAAAUCGAUAUAAGUUACAGAACCAUAGCGAUUAAAUUAAUGUACUUGUUCAUCGAAGUUAUUAUACUCCCACUGCUACAA